Molecule: messenger RNA, 1506 nt
Organism: Melospiza georgiana
Lineage: Eukaryota; Metazoa; Chordata; Aves; Passeriformes; Passerellidae
Product: zinc finger protein 239-like
Exons: 2
Coding region: 78-899 (273 amino acids)
Biological process (GO): negative regulation of transcription by RNA polymerase II
Molecular function (GO): DNA-binding transcription repressor activity, RNA polymerase II-specific
Source: RefSeq, a predicted model, not a curated record
GUGAGCGGCGGCAGCGGCCGGAGCGCGGUGAGGCGGCCGCGGAGCUCGGAGGCGGCCGCAGCGCAGGGCGUGGCCUGAUGGAGGAGGAGGAAAAGCCCCAAAUGUACCUCAUGAAGAGGGGCAGCAAACCCUGCCCAGGGAGCUCUGGGGAGGAAAGAGCCCCUGUGAGCAAGGAAUGCAUCCUGCGACCCAACCAGAGCUCAGAGCUGGAGAAGCCUCAUGUCAGGAAGAAGCCACACAGAUGCUUGGAAUGUGGGAAGUGUUUCAGCUGGAGCCCCACCCUGUGGCAGCACCAGGUGAUCCACACUGGGGAGAAGCCCUUUGAGUGUGAGGAGUGUGGGAGGAGUUUCAGCCACAACUCCGUCCUGAUCCAGCACCAGAGGAUCUCCACUGGGGAGAAGCCCUUUGAGUGUGAGGAAUGUGGGAAGAGCUUCAGGCAGAGGGGCCAACUGAUACCACACCAGGUGAUCCACACUGGGGAGAGGCCCUUUGAGUGUGGGGAAUGUGGGAAGAGCUUCAGAGGAAGCUCGGCCCUGAUUUGGCACCAGGUGAUCCACACGGGGGAACAGCCCUACAGCUGCUUGGAAUGUGGGAAGAGCUAUGGGUGGAACUCUGACCUGAGAAAACACCAGCGCACCCACACUGGGGAGAGGCCCUACGAGUGUCCUGAGUGUGGGAAGAGGUUUCACAGGAGCUGCGAUCUCCUCAAACAUGAGCGGAUUCACACAGAGGAGAGGCCCUUCCGCUGCCCCGACUGUGGGAAGGGCUUCAAGCAAAACUGCAAACUCACCAUCCACCGGCACAUCCACACCGGGGAGAGACCCUACGAGUGUUGGGAGUGUGGGAUGAGAUUCUCACAGAGCUCUCACUUGACAGAACACCAAUGGAGGCGCCACUGAGGGAAGCCCUGCGAGUGCCCCAAGUGUGGGAGAAGCUUUGUGUGCUUCUCCAGCUCCAUCCGCCAUGAGAGGAUCCACGUUGGUUGAUCCCCAACAAUGGUGUUGGGCAGAGCCCUGGUGAUCCAUGGUCCUGCUGAUCUGUGUUGGGAAGGCACCUGGCUUGGAGGCUUCACAUCUUCCUGGUUCCCUGUGGGCAGCUAGAUAAAUGCAGCAGCAGGAACAUCCAUUGGGACACAGACCAACAAUGGGAAUUCCUUGGGGAGAGCAGAUUUGUCGACUCUCAACCCCAUAAAAUCUUUUGCGUUCAAUCCUAUCUUCUGCUGACAUCAGGGAGUACUGAAUGGUGUUGAAGUUAUGUUCAGGGUGAACUAUAUGAUGCUUGUUAGCUAGCUGAGGCAAAGAAGUUCCCUGGACUGUGGGGUUUUUCCCUUUUCUUUGAACCUGUUUAAACCUGCUCUGGCCUGAACACCCAGGGGAGCACUGGCAGCUCACACCUGUGGCCCACCAGGCCGGGCCUGGGCCGUUGCAUUUCCAGCACCAGAGGGACUGAUAAGAGACUGAGUGAGCCAAGCUACAGCCCAUGGAGGAACUUUGUGAGUUUGUCUCU